GAGAGCAUGAACGAACUUGUUUCACAUUAAAUGUAGCUAUAAAUGGGCAAAAAGUAUAUCGUAUUUUUAGUUCAUUAUAAUGAAAUUGCUGUAGUAUAAUUGGGGCAAAACACUUCUCGGCGUGCCGUUAUAGGAGAAUAAUCAGCUUUUGGUGUGGUAAGAUUGAUGCCGUGUCUUCAUAACGCACCGUUGUUGAUUAUUUUCAUGUAACAGCAUGACACGGGGGGCUUUAUUUCCAAGUUAUAUGAUAUAUAAAAUGUUCUCAAAGGUGGGAUAUUGAUGUAAUCCAUUGGGCUACUGAUGAAGAAUAAAAUAUACGCGAGUUACUCUGACGUGUUUAUUUCAGAAAGUUGUCAGUCUGUUCUCCUGUUAUCAUCAGCAUGAUGAUGAUGGAAAGCGAGGGAUGAGGACGAGUGCAGCGGGGAGCGAGAGAGAAAGAGAGAGCGCUCUGUGAGUGAGGCUUGGCAAGGAAAAACAAAAGGCCUUUGAUGGGUCUCUCUGUGAAAAUCGGCGCUGGCCCUCACACAUGCCGCUGAGUGAAUGUUGAUGAGGUGUGCGAGUGUGGAUGAGAGAGUGUGUGUGUUUGUGUGUGUGUGUGAGAGACCAUGGCACCGGGCGACACGGCGGCUUUGAAUGUAAAGCAGCACAAGCUCAGGACGAAGUGCGCGUCGCGGUCGCCCGAGGCAGAGUGCGCGGCUGACGGCUCGUUCAUUUUCGAGGCUCACGAAGCCUGGAAGGACUUUCACAACUCGCUGCGACAAUUCUACGAGAACGGAGAACUCUGUGAUGUCACGCUGAAGGUGGGCACCAAGCUGAUCCCGUGCCACAAGCUGGUGCUGGCCUGCGUGGUGCCGUACUUCCGGGCCAUGUUCCUCUCGGACAUGGCUGAGGCCAAGCAGGAGCUGAUCGAGAUCCGAGACUUUGACGGUGACGCCAUCCAGGACCUGGUGCGCUUCGCCUACUCGUCACGCCUAACUCUGACAGUGGAGAACGUCCAGCCGCUGCUCUACGCCGCUUGCAUCCUGCAGGUGGAGCUGGUUGCUCGGGCCUGCUGCGAAUACAUGAAGGCCCAUUUCCACCCGUCCAACUGCCUCGCCGUACGCACCUUCGCCGAGAGCCACCACCGCGUGGACCUGAUGGACAUGGCCGACCGCUACGCCUGCGAGCACUUCGGCCAAGUGCUGGAGAGUGACGACUUCACGCGUGUCUCACCGCAGCACCUCAAGACACUGCUCAGCUCCAGCGACCUCAACAUUCACUCCGAGACGCAGGUGUACGAAGCCGCCGUCAAGUGGCUCAAAGCCAAUCCUCAGCACCAUGAGCUCUGGCUCCAUCAGAUCAUGUCUCGGGUGCGUCUUCCUCUGCUGCCCGUGGGCUUCCUCACAGGCACCGUGGCUAAAGAGGAGAUGAUAAAGGCUGACCUGAGCUGCCGGGACCUGCUGGACGAGGCCAGGAACUACCACCUGCACCUCAGCAACAAGAGCGUACCUGAUUUCGAGUACUCGAUCCGCACCACGCCACGCAAACACACAGCCGGUGUGCUGUUCUGCGUGGGGGGACGUGGUGGUUCUGGAGAUCCGUUCCGCAGCAUCGAGUGCUACUCAAUCAGCAAGAACAGCUGGUUCUUCGGGCCUGAGAUGAACAGCAGGCGCAGACACGUGGGAGUCAUCUCUGUAGAAGGAAAGGUGUACGCAGUGGGCGGCCAUGACGGCAGUGAGCACCUGGGAAACAUGGAGAUGUUCGACCCGUUCACCAACAAGUGGAUGAUGAAGGCCUCCAUGAACACGAAAAGGAGGGGCAUUGCACUGGCCACACUCGGAGGUCCGAUCUACGCUAUAGGAGGCCUGGACGAUAACUCGUGCUUUAGCGACGUGGAGCGUUACGAUAUCGAGGCAGACCGCUGGAGUGCCGUCUCCCCCAUGAACACCCCUAGAGGAGGAGUGGGCUCCGUCGCUUUAGGGAGCUACGUGUACGCUGUGGGAGGGAACGACGGCGUAGCCUCGCUGUCGAGUGUCGAGCGCUUCGACCCGCACCUCAACAAAUGGACAGACGUGCGAGAGAUGGGGCAGAGGCGUGCGGGAAACGGAGUGAGCGAACUGAACGGGUGCCUCUACGUUGUAGGUGGGUUUGACGAUAACUCUCCGCUGAGUUCAGUGGAGCGUUUCGAUCCCAGGGUGAACCACUGGGAGUACGUCGCUGAGCUCACCACGCCCAGGGGCGGAGUCGGUGUCGCUACGGUGAUGGGUCGGGUCUUUGCUGUGGGGGGACACAACGGAAACAUCUACCUGAACACGGUGGAGGCUUUUGAGCCGCGCACGAACAGGUGGGAGUUGGUGGGCUCGGUGUCCCACUGCAGGGCCGGAGCAGGCGUGGCCGUCUGCGCCACACACAUCAGUCAGAUUCGAGACGUGGGUCAGGGUUCGAGCAAUGUGGCGGACUGCAUGUAGUGACACUGUUGGAGUAUGGAGAGACAACAUGGUGUACACACACACAUACAGAGCACCACACAUACUCCAUACAAAAUUCUCAACAUCUAUAGACAUAUGACACACUCCAAAUACAACAUAGCUCUCGUAAAUACAACACACGCACACAUACUACACACAGCACCACAACAUUGUCUCAACACAUAUACACAAGCUACACAGUUAAAUUACAGCACCACCAUACUCCUGAUCUCUUGCUGUAUCUCUGUAUGAAAUCUUCCUCGUAUCAGUUUUACCACCUCGCUAUAAAGACUAUGAAGCUUCAGUAAUAUUAAGAUGUAUAAAAAAUAUGUGCGCUACACAAUCUAUAUUUAAGUUUUGUUUCAUAUAAGAUUCUCAGAUUUGUGAUGAACUGCUAUAAUGACAAAUGGCUGGCUUUGGUUGAAAUUGAACUAACGGGCAUAAUCCAAAUAGUAAGUUUCUCAUCUUUAGUUAACCAGUGGUCAUCAUCUUGGAACACGCUGUUUCAUCUUAACUACCUGUUAAACAAAUCAAUGCCAAGUAAACACAAACACGAAUGAGCUAGCUAGCUGACGAUGCUGACACCGGUUGGCCAUCUUGCUCACGUCUCGAGAAGGACGUGCACUGGGCCGUUUUAAUACACUGCUUUUGAUUUUGUACAAGGAAUUUCGGUCCGUAUCUGUGCACUUCUAAUCUUUCAUAGAUUAGAAACAAGGCUUGAGUAUAUUUUUGUCUGGAAGAUGUACAGACAUGAAGACAUUAGUGCUUUUUCAGAAUGUCCAUAGUGCCGAUUCUGCUUUUCGUCUGCUUUUAACUGCGUGCAAAAAUAUUUAUUUAUUUUUUAAAUUUUGAAAUAAAGGUUUCUCAUAUCUUCGUAUCAUAGUUUGGAUGUUUUUUUUUGUUUGUUUGUUUGUUUUGUUUUGAUAGUUUUUUAAAUGCUCUUAUCGGUAAAGUUUUAAGCCUGUGCUUUUUGGAAUUAAUUUAUAUGUAUUUAUAUGUGUGCCAAUAAUAAUAUAUCUUUCUUUUCAGUAUAUUAUAUAUUGAAUCAUGUAGUUACAUUGAACUGAUCUUCUUGUGUUUGACAACUGGUGUAUUUUAAAAAAUUCUAUAGCAUAUUUAUCCUUUUUGUCAUCAGGCAUCAUAUCUGCAAUCGAGUUUGACCUGCAUAUUUUAUAUUUAUUUCAUGUAUUUAAAGCACAGAGAAUCAUAUCCAUGUGAGGUUGUUUACAAACUGCCAUAAAGCGUGACAAGCGCUCGACUUGUGCAAUUCUGGUUUUCAGUAGAAGAACGUUUUGUAUCUGAUUUGAAGAAAAAAAAAUGACUGAUACUGACUGUAUAAAAUGGGUCUGAACUUCCCAAACCAGUUCCUGAGGCUCCAUCUGCCUUUUUCUGUCCUGUUCCAAUUUGGUAAAAGCAGUAGUUUGACAAAUUUUUUGCAGUUUUCAUACUCAACUCAAAUCUAGGAUUUUAUUUAUUUAUCGCAUUUAUUCACGUGGUUAUAAUUUCAGGAGUUAGGAUAGAAAACAUUGGGACUGGGAUGGGAACCGUGACUCUGAAUUGCUAAUUGUGUGAAAGAUUCUCUAUCAGACAUGCACCUAUUUUAAUAUGAGAGCUACUGUAGUGAAUCGUCACUUCCUGUACAGUGGUACUUCCUGUUUGCAGUAAGGUACUGUACUCGUACUGUAUUUUGCUCAAAUUCUUGCUCUCGUCUGUCGGUUUGUAUAAUUCAAAUAAAGCUAUAAGAAAUAUUAUAAUGAAAUAAAAUGCCUGUGCAUCCA
This is a messenger RNA of Ictalurus punctatus (channel catfish), 4225 nucleotides long. It is a transcript of the gene klhl8, whose product is annotated as kelch-like family member 8. Gene Ontology annotation, molecular function: protein binding. The record is from RefSeq and is a predicted model, not a curated record. Bases 606 to 2447 code for a protein of 613 amino acids. The transcript is spliced from 10 exons. Lineage: Eukaryota; Metazoa; Chordata; Actinopteri; Siluriformes; Ictaluridae.